Molecule: messenger RNA, 1218 nt
Organism: Melampsora larici-populina 98AG31
Lineage: Eukaryota; Fungi; Basidiomycota; Pucciniomycetes; Pucciniales; Melampsoraceae
Exons: 2
Coding region: 1-1218 (405 amino acids)
Biological process (GO): positive regulation of transcription by RNA polymerase II
Cellular component (GO): RNA polymerase II transcription regulator complex
Molecular function (GO): DNA-binding transcription factor activity; protein dimerization activity
Source: RefSeq, a predicted model, not a curated record
AUGUAUCCUUCAACUCCUUCUAAUUCACGACCAAUUAAUAAAUCAACCCUAGGUCUACCUCCACUCAUUACCGCAGUUCGGCCUGUACCACAUCACAAGCUCUCGAGGAGUUUGUCUUUAGCUCUUGAAAUGACGCCCCGGCAUCCUUACCAGGAACACAAUGCCAGUGUUGAUAAUACUAAUAAUAAUACUAAUAACACUAAUACUAAUGCCAACACCAAUAAUGAUAAUAUUGGUACUGCUUGUAUUCACGAUUAUGAUGAUGAUGAUGAUAACCAUGAUAACAAUCUCAAAACUUAUUCCAAUGAAAUCCCAACUCCUUUUAAACGGAAACGUCAAGACCUAUCAGGUUUGGUCACUUCUCCUACCUCGAUUAAUUUUCAGAACACACAACUGCCUUCAAGUUCAGAGUGGAGCUCUACUUCGACCCAUUCGAACCGCUUCAACUCUUAUCCAGAAUUCAUGGAAUCACAUAGGCGUAGGAAUGCGAGCCUAAGUGUUCUUGAAUCUAAAACUCUUUCAACAUUUCCAUCAAGUCCAUUCCAACACCAAUACUCAAGUUUACCUCAACAUAAUUUCUCACCAGUCAGAAAGACAUCAGAUGGUUCAUCACUAUAUCCUUUUUCAGAUACAGAUUCACAUGCUGCACCUUCACCACCAUCAACUUCUACUACCCAUACCACCAAUACUCCUUGGCAAAGCCAUCAGUCCCCAGUUCAUCUAGGUAUUCCUCUCGCCAUGGCUUUACCUAGUCUACCAGCCAUACCAUCAACAGAAUUUAAUCCGUACACUACUGGCGUACACCCGCAACCUACAAGUAGCUGUCCGGAUACACCAUGGUCAUCGAUCCCAUUCGAAUCUCCACACCAAACUCUCUUUGAGAACAGUCAAACUCAAAGUAAAGUUAAUAACGAGAGAUCUUCUGACUUGAAAGUUAGUCAUAAGCUUGCAGAAAGAAAAAGAAGAAAAGAGAUGAAAGAAUUAUUUGAUGAGCUUAGGUUAGCUAUCCCUUCUGAUGGAUUAAUUGGUGACAAGAAUCCCAAAAUAUCAAAAUGGGAAACUUUAUCUAGAGCUGUUGAUUUUUUAUAUCAAGUUCAAAAUGAAAAUAAGAUUUUGAGAGAAGAAAAUAAGAGAAUGAAAGGCAUGCUCUCAAUUUCCAUUCAAAGAAAUUCUUCAUCUUCUAAUCCUAUUCCAUGUGGUCUUGUUGCUUCUCAAUGA